Molecule: messenger RNA, 14530 nt
Organism: Xyrichtys novacula (pearly razorfish)
Lineage: Eukaryota; Metazoa; Chordata; Actinopteri; Labriformes; Labridae
Source: the annotation of a GenBank genome assembly
ACUCCCAGAUAGUGAAGCUAAAGAUGAUACGGAUCAAAUUUCUCAGUUAGAUGGAUUCUUGACCUCAAAUGAGCAGAUAAUUUGACAGAGCUGGCCGUUUUGAGUGUUGAUAGAACAAAAAUACUUGCAUCGAUCGGUAUCCUUUCAAAUUUGGCGCUGUUUGCUCCGCCUUUAAACGGAUAAGCCUGUUAGCUUAGGGUGCUGUAGACUGGGUCAGUCUCUAAAUGUAACAUCAAUAAUUAAGACUUUUUACAUUUUUUAAACUCAUGUUCUGAGUGUCUUUCAAAUGGAAGUGACAGACAUAGGAAAUAAAGAAGAGGGAAAGGUCUGGCAUCGAAAAGCAACAGCAGGUAAAGGGUAAGUGUUCAACAGUUUUAUUAUGGUGAGUGUUUGGGUUUGUGGAACUUCUUUCUCACUCUGCCAGUCUCAUCUAUUAUUGUGUCAGAUUUCUCUAAAAAUGUUAUUUGAGUCUUAGUAAUGUAACCGGGUGAAGACCUGUGUUUAAUGCCUUUUCAGAGACACUUGUUGCAUCCUUCACUAAUUCAUGCAUCCUCCUGUAAACUCUUCUAUUUAAACUCUGACUAAAGUUAUAAUUUACAUUAUCUCUCUUAAAGGAUGGGACUUUAUCAUUUGAGCUUAACGUUUGUUGCUGAAAGCAUAUGGUAAAAUUAGUUUACUGGCUUUACUGUUGUUGAAUAAAAGCGAUAUUUAUUGAUAUAUCUCCCUUUUAUAAUCUUCUUUCAGAAUAACGUAUAUAUAGUGCUGGACGAUAAUUCGAUAACAAUAUAUAUCGAUCGAUAGACGUGUGGUGCGAUAGAAAAAAAACGGGUCGAUAAAAAGUUCGAUAGAAAAACACAGUUUCCCUUUCUUUUUCAUCAUAGCCUAUCAUGUAGCUUUUACUACAGUCAUUACUUCCUCCCAACCAAUCACAAACGCAGACCCAGGUACGCUACGGCACCAAGCCCAGCCCCUAUCAAACCACAACAGACAGCACGUGUAUUAGAAACAAUGAUACAGCAAGGAGAAGCGGAGGACAUUGUCCCGAAAAAAGGUUUCAGUAGUUCACCAGCAUGGCAAUGUUUUGGUUUUUAGAAGUCUGACAAAAAGCGAACAGCGGUCGUUUGCAAAAUUUGCAGAGAAUUAGUAAAAACGAAGUCUGGUAACACAACCAACUUGUUUUACCAUCUAAACCGAUCGCACCCGCAGGAGUACGAGCUGUGUCGGCCGCGCCGCGGCUCCACGUCAUCGUCGGAGGAAUCCUCUGGAACCGCUGCCAGCACCAGCACAAAGCAUGUGAAGCAGACCAAACUGGACUUCGUUUCUUGCCAAAAAUACGACAAAGCGGCAUAAGGACAUCACCCAUGCAGUAACAUGCUCCAUAGCGAGGGACAUACUGCCAAUAACUACCGUUGAAAAGCCUGGCUUCGACCAGCUUCUAGCCACUCUCGACCCGCGAUAUGAAGUGUCCGGCCGCAAGUAUUUCUCAAACACAGCGCUUCAGGCAUGAAAAUGGGUCAGGGGUUGAAAAGGUGAGAAGGGUGCGGAGGAAAUACGUUCCGGUGUAGCUUCUUAAAGUGGAAGAAAAUGAGCUCAUAUUUUACAAAGACGCGAGUAUUUGGAUCAUGGCUUCUAGCAGGGGGUGCAUUCGGCAGGGGUGCAUUCUACGACACAACACCGGCGUGGAUAAGUCCUGCUUCUCGUGCUUAGUUUGUGUAUUAAGUCAAUCACAUGAUAAUUAAAAAAAAUAAAUCUCCCGACCCCGGGAGAAAUAUUUCAGUGUUCAGACACCAGGCUGUGGGCAGUUUCCCACACGGUUAAAACUGGUAGUAUGCUAUUCCCACCUAAAGCUAUUCUGUUUAUUUAUAUAUUUGUUUAUUUUCAUCAAAAGACUAUUUAAAUAUUUAUUUAUCAGAUUUUUUGGUCACUUUAGUCUUUAUGUUUGUCAGUAUUUACUGACGUCACUCAGGCCACUUAAGUUAAUUCCUUUUUUUUUUAGUUCUUUUUUAAAAAACUUUCAGUUGUGGUAAAAUAAAAAAGGUGGUUUAAUAAAGGUUUGAAUUUGAAUUCAGUGCUUGUGUGUUCUUUAUUAAAAGUAGGUCAUUAAGCAAUAGCAUAAAACAUCCAGGGCUGCAAUUAAAAUAUAUGUUAAAUAAUUAUAACAAUUAUAUCGAUAAUUAUCGAUAUCGAUCAAUAUGAUUUAUUUUUUAUCGAUAUACUUUUUUUCUAUAUCGUCCAGGCCUACGUAUAUAACAAGGGUUCACAGUUAAAAAAGCAAUAAAUACAAAUAAAAUUAUGUAGACCUUCAGGACCAACAGUGCAUUGAACACAAAAAUCAUCAUCAUUACUGUUGUUUAACAAUUUCAUAGAAGUUGUGAAAUUGUGAUGAACGUAAAUAAAAACAGAAUACAAUGAUUUGCAAAUCCUUUUCAACCUAUAUUCAAUUGAAUACAUUACAAAGACAAGAUAUUAAAUGUUCAAACUCAUUCACUUUAUUUUUUAUUUUUUGCAAAUAAUCAUUAACUCAGAAUUUCAUGGCUGCCACACGUGCCAAAGUAGUUGGGACAGGGGCAUGUUUACCACUGUGCAUCACCUUUCCUUUUAACAACACUCAAGAAACGUUUGGGAACUGAAGGAGACUAAUUGUUGAAGCUUUGAAGGUGGAAUUCUUUCCCCUUCUUGCUUGAUGUACAGCUUCAGUUGUUCAACAGUCCGGGGUCUCCGUUGUCGUAUUUUACGCUUCAUAAUGCACCACACAUUUUCAAUGGGAGACAGGUCUGGACUGCAGGCAGGCCAGUCGAGUACCCGUACUCUUUUACUAUGAAGCCACGCUGUUGUAACACGUGCAGAAUGUGGCUUGGCAUUGUCUUGCUGAAAUAAGCAGGGGCGUCCAUGAAAAAGACGUUGCUUGGAUGGCAGCAUAUGUUGCUCCGAAACCUGUAUGUACCUUUCAGCAUUAAUGUUGCCUUCACAGUUAUGUAAGUUACCCAUGGCUUUUGAACUUUGCGUCGAUAACAGUCCGGAUGGUUCUUUUCCUCUUUGGCCCGGAGGACACAACGUCCACUAUUUCCAAAAUGCUAUGUCGCUUACGUGCAGCGACUUCUCUAGAUUCUCUGAACCUUUUGAUGAUAUUAUGGACCGUAGAUGUUGAAAUCCCUAAAUUAAUUGCAAUUGUACUUUGAGAAACGUUGUUCUUAAACUGUUCGACUAUUUGCUCACGCAGUUGUUCACAAAGUGGUGAACCUCGCCCCAUCCUUACUUGUGAAUGACUGAGAAUUUUGGGGGAAGCUGCUUUUAUAUCCAAUCAUGGCACCCACCUGUUCCCAACUAGCCUGCUCACCUGUGGGAUGUUCCAAAUAGGUGUUUAAUAAGCAUUGCUCAAAUUUCUCAGUGUUUUUUGCCACCUUUCCUAACUUCUUUGUCACGUGUUGCUGCCAUCAAAUUCUAAAGUUAAUGAUUAUUUGCAAAAAAAACACUAUAUUUUAUGAGUUUGAACAUUAAAUAUCUUGUCUUUGUUGUGUUUUCAAUUGAAUAUAGGUUGAAAAGGAUUUGCAAAUCAUUGUAUUCUGUUUUUAUUUACAUUAAUCACAAUUUCCCAACUUCAGUGGAAUUGGUUUUUGUAGAUCACAGCUGAUUUUGCAUGUGCAUGAAACCCAAGGUCCAAUGUCUUUUAGAUUUGCAUGCCAACAGGUAUCUGCUGUUGAUGAUUAAAUUCUGUAGAGCAGUAUGUAUGAAAAUACAAAAAACUGUUUUAAUUAAAAAUAACAGAGCUGUAAUUAAAAAGUAAAGUGAGCUGAAUUAAUACAAGUAAAAUAUUGAUGCAGAUAGUAAAGUAGAUGUUACCUGCUAUGCAAAAAUGGGCUUGAAUUGAAUGAAUACAGAAAUAAAAGUGGUCAUUGUGCAAAUAAAUAAACAAUGUUAAAUUAUAGUAUUGCUGAAAUGACUUGCAAAUUUGGUUGAUCAAGCUUAAUUUGUAUCCACCUUUAGUAUUUCUGUUCUCUCUAAUAAGGUCAAUGCAAAAAGAGCCCAUCUAUGUGCAACAAUGUGCUCAGUAGAAAAUAAUAUAAGUAAGCAAGCAUAUGAAAUUAUAUUCACACAGUGCCUUUAAAUGUAGUUACAAAGAGAUCCACCAGCAAAGAAAUAAGACAACACAAUAAGACAUCGUAUUUGCAAAUGAAAGUACAUCAAUCAAACAAAGUAAUACACAGCCAGAAAAGUGGGAAUGAGACUUACAUAAGAGCUUGUUAUUGUUUGUCCUGAUGAGUAUCGACAUAUGAUGUGUCAUUUCAUUUCAUUCAUGGUAUUUCAACAGGAAUUAAUUACAGAUGAGCAUCCACUUACCUCUGACAGUUCCCUUUGUUUCUUCACACCCUCAUGUCAGGCUUGGUUUUGGAAAGAGGAAGAGAAGUGCCUGAGGGCCAGAUUAGUAGUGUUUGGGGGGAGUGGCUUGGUCAGGAGUGGCAGUUUGAGGUGUGGUGAUGCAGGUGGUGUGUAGACUUGUGUGAUUUAACAGUGUGUCACCCCAAAGUGCAAUUCGCACUUGUCUUGAGAAUAAUUGAGUAUUUGAGAAUCAGUCAAAUGUUUAAAUAGAAAAUCCCUCCACCACUGACAUGCUGGAUUAUUGUUGAAUUUAAAAAGUAAAUUUCAUUUAACAACAAAUAUUUUCGACAAAAUGCUGUAAUUCUUUGCAGCUGCAUCCUGCUGCAAAACCUCAGGAGGUACAGUAUCAUGCGAGGGGCUGAUGCAGGAAGUGCCCCCUUUUUUCAGAGUGUUGUAACCACUAGAGAGCACAAUGAUCUGUUUCCAUUCAUCCAACAACAGUCUGAGAUUUUUGUUGUUUGUCAUCCCCAGUUUGUUGGUGACGGUAGUCCGCACCGCUCAGCAGGCAAAGACGGUGCGUUUCCUCCAUGUGGCCUUUGACACCACGGGAGACUCCUUCCUGGCUGGAGAUUACCAUGGCAACAUCUAUGUCUUUGACAUCAGCAGAAACAGGUAACACAAAAAUUAGAAAACUAAAUUGAUGAUAGGUUUUGAAUAACUUGUUUUAUUUGAUGUACAUCUGAUAAACUAACAGAUCACAAAUAUUGUAGUCAUAACUAUUAUGAUCCUCUCCCUGUCAUUACAUAAUGCUAGGUCUAAUUAGCCGUAGUGGAAGUCAUUCAUUAACAAAGAUCUUCUUCUACCAGCAGACAGAGAUGCCUGCAAAUCUCAAUCUUGAACCUAACAUUUGAUUUUUCCUGCAAUGGUAAAAGUUCCAAGUUUGACUUCAAAAACACUCUCUUUCAGGCAAAAAUUGGCCUCAAAGUGUGCAGCUCUUACCCUCAAACUCAGCCUUCUUUUACAUUUACCUGACCAGAUAUUUUCAUGCUUGUCUCUCUGAGCAGGUUUCGUCUGGUGCAGAGGACGGGACAGGCCUGCACUGCUCUGGCAUUCAGCCUCCGUCGGACCACAGAGUUCCUUGUGGCCCUGGCUGACUACACCAUCAAGUGCUUUGACAAAGGUAGGACAGCAACCCGUGUUUAAGGAUGUUUGAGCUCCGGUAUCACUUUCUUGUCCAUGCUUUUAGAAUUUAACUUGCUGUUGUUUCAUCAUCUGUUGUUACGAAAGAUGAUGCGAUGUGAAGUAUAAUCGAUAAUCCCAUUCUCUAUACUUGUCUUGUGUUUCCCUGCACAGACACAAAGCAGCUGGUGAGUUGGAUGCGUGGUCACGAAGGAGCAAUCUCAUCCAUCUCUGUUCAUAGCUCAGGUCGCUACGCCAUCAGCACGUCCUGUGACACGGCUCAGCUCUGGGACCUGGAUACUUUCCAGAGGAAGAGGAAGCUGAAUAUCAGACAGUCUGUUGGCAUUCAGAGGGUAAACACACAAACUGUAGUGGAAUCUUUACACAAAAAACAGAUGGAUCACUUCUUGAAGGUUAUCUUCCAUCUGAUAGGAGCUGUUUUUGGUCAGUUUUAAGCUCUUUUCUUGGCUCUUAUGUUUCUUGUCGUCAUGACCAGGCAUAUUUGUGUUGCAGGUGUUUUUCCUGCCUCUCAGUAACACCAUCCUCAGCUGUUUCAGUGACGACUCCAUCUUUGCUUGGGAGAGCGACACACUCUUCUGCAAAUAUCAGCUCCCUGUUCCUGACAGUGGACCCAAGAUCUCCUACAAAGCCUUCGCUGUCACACGGUGGGUCUUUCACAUUGAAAACCAAAUCGCUCAGAGAUCAGAGUAAUUCUGAUCUCUGAAUUAAGAUUAAUUAAUGCAAUCUUAAAUAAUUAAGAUUGCAUUUCCCAUCAUAAACAAAUAUAGAUAAGUAUGUAGCAGAUGGCUUUAUCAAACCCUGAUACACCUGACUUGUGUUGGCAGUAAUGGAAAGAGCCUUGCUGCUGGUGGACGCUCCAACCUGCUGCACCUGUGGUGUUUGGACAGUCAGCAGCUGAUCAGAGUGAUACAGAUGCCCUCACAGGUCAGGACUGUCCGGCAACUGGAAUUCCUGCAUGAUAGCUUUGACGGAGGUGCCAACCAGGUAAACACACAACUUGCUCUUUUUUUAUUGGAGGGUUUUGUCUAUCAGAAUCAGAAUCAGAAUCUCUUUAUUGUUCCGUAAAGGGAAAUUGGUUUUGCUUCAGGGCUCACGAAAGACAAGUACGCAAUGACAACAUAAAUUUAAAAAACAUAGAACAAUUAAAAACAUAACAACACAAUACCAGAAACACAUACACAAAACCACCAAAAAUUCAGUCCAGAGCUCAUACCGAAAAUGGAGAAAAACUACUACCAAGCAAUUAAAAGUGCAAUGUGUGCAAAUGAGCAAUAAUAGUGCAAGACAACAUGAGCAGCCUGAGGGUCAACUGCUACUCAAUAAAUAAAUAAAUUGCACUGGGGAUAAAAGAGACCUGAAAUCUUUUAGUUCUCCUCAUAGGGGCCCUAAAAUGACGGCCUGAAGGUAAAAGCUUAAACUCGCAUCUAAGUGGGUGAUUGGAACAACCCAGAAUAGCAUUAGCCUUCCUCAAGACCUGUCUGUUGUAGAGAGACAAAACCCCAGCCUGCUGAUUUCCUAUGUAUUCAAUUAUCAAAUCAAUUAUCUACAUCUUGAUUAUCUCCUGAUAGCCCCAAGUGAAAGCAGAGCGUUGUAAGUUUUGAGAGCAGGAGGGAUCUCUUCCUGUAAGAUGCAUGUAUUCACAGCAGUUCCUCAAAACAUGUGUACAUACAGAGUCUGUGUGUGGCUUUGUAACAUCUCUUUGUGUUUGACUGACACUUAAACUUGUCUCCUCUGUGAGCAUGUGUGCCCUCCUCGUGUGCUCAACGCUCUUCUCUGUCUCUGCAGACGCUCGGUGUACUGAGCCAGGACGGCGUGAUGCGUUUCAUCAACAUUCACACCUGCAAGCUGCUUUUCCAAAUGGGCUCCCACGAUGAGGCCAUUACCACAGCGGCAGUCAGUCCUAACGGCCGACACGUUGUUGCCAUCAUGGAUAAUGGCAGCAUCAAUAUCUACAGCAUUCAGAGUCUCACACAGGAACUGAACAGGGUGAGAUGAGCAGAGACAACCAAACAACGAUACGCGUAACGAGACAGCGUUGGGUGUGCGGGUGUUCAUAGUGUGCGUGUGUGUUUGUCUGUCUCCUAUCCUCAGCCUCCUCCCUCUCAGGUGGCCGUAGUCUCUGGUGGUGAAGCCGACCAGGAGUUGUCAAACCUGAAAGUCAAAGUCAGGUCAGAGGUUGUCCAGAGACCAGCAAAGAGUUCUGGUAGACGGACUCAAGUCAAGAUAUUCAGACCCCCUGUUGGAUCUGCAGCUGAGGAUAAAGAGGUAGAAACAACUCACAAAUAACCUAAAAGAAAGAGGUUUUCUCGCUUUCUUUGUGUGAAAACAGUGUUUAUGUUUUUCAUCCCUGAAUAGAACGAACUUCCUGCUGGUCUGAACAAAAAGAGACUUGUUUCUAUGCUCAAAGCCUUUGGAGAAUAUCCUGCUAAAUACAGGUAACAGUAGAUGAAGUCAUAGAGAGUGUAACUUUCAGCUCCUUUCUGUUUGACAAAGUUAACCAGACGUAUUCAUGUGUCUGUGCUGCAGGAUGUUUGUGUGGCGGUCUUUGUUGUGUCUCCCAGAGAACCACGCAGCGUACAGCAGUCUCACAGAUAAAGGUCUGCACACGGCUUACCUCAGUCUGCAGGAUAAAUACCCCAUCAAGAGUCACAAGCUCCAGAGGGGGCUACAGAGGUAUCCCCUUUUCUUUUAAUUCAUACAAACAAGUAUUUUGAGUCCAAAGUUUAGAGGUUUCAAAACAAAUGUGUUACUCUGUCCUUUUCUCCUCUCCACAGGGUUUUGUCUGCCUUUGCUCACUGGGCAGCCAUCUUUGGGGAGGUGGAGUACCUUCCCCUGGUGGCUUUUCCAUUUGUGAAGCUCUUUCAGAACAACCCAAUGCUCUGCUUCGAGGUGGUGGCCACUCUGAUAGGUAUUUAUUGUUCAUUUCAACUUAAGCCUUACUUUAAAUUAAUGCCAGAACAUCCCUUUAAUCGACAUGUUUGAAAGCUCUACAUUGUUGGAGUCAUGCCAAGUUCAUCAUCUUUAUACGUCUUUAUACUUUUCCUGAAUCUAAACGGAGAAGCUCUGUCUCAGUUUGUGAGGCUCUCAAAUGUCUCAUAUUGUUUCUUUGGCUCUCAGUGAAUUGGUGUCAGCAUUGGUUUGAAUAUUUCCCCAACCCUCCUCUGAACAUCCUGAGUAUGGUGGAGAACGUUCUGGCUCAUCAUGACCAAGAGCUUCUGCAGCACUUGGUGGACUGUGGCAUCACCUCGCAGGUAACAGCAGCACACAAACAAAGGCUUUCUGUUUUCUUGGCCCUGUUCGAAAAUAUCACCUCUUCAUAUGCAAAUCACAGCAAGAAGGUUCCUGGUUCAAACCCCUGGCCGGAGGGGCCUUUCUUUGUCUCAAUCCAAACACAUGUUCAUCAAGUUAAACUGGCUACUUCAUAUUGCUCACAGGCAUAAGUAUGUGUGCAUGAUUACCUCUAUAUGUAAGCCUCUUAAUAGUCUGACAACCUGUCCAGGAUGUACCCAGUCUCUUGCCUGAUGACAGCUGAUUCAGGCUCUAAUUUCCCUGUGACCUCACACAGGAUAAGGAGUUGAGGUUGUGGCUUUCUCUCUCUGUUGCAGCUCUAUGUGUGGCCCCUGCUGGAGACUUUGUUCUCUGAGGUUUUGACUCGCGAUGAGUGGCUCAGAUUCUUUGACAACAUCUUCUCCAAUCACCCGUCAUUCCUGCUCAUGGCCUGUGCUGCUUACAUCACCUGCUGUCGUGAACCUCUGCUGCUGUGUUCACAGAAACAGGACUUUGAGGUAAACACGUGUUGGCAGUUGUGGUCUAAUGAGGAUUCAGACAAUUUUUUCUGUAUUUUCUGGUUGGUUUCUACCGUCCGGUAUUCUAGCACGUUAACUUUGUUUGGGCUCCUGAACGACACGGGGGAGCAGCGUCUGCCUCACAACCAAUCAGGUUGGGGAAGGCGGGGAAUGGCUUUGUUUACAGCCAGAAAGAGCGGAGCGCUCUAAAAUUUUAAAAUGUUGACUACACAGACAUAACAAAACACAGCGAUAUCGUUAUAUUACCAAAUGUCAUCAAUGACUAAUAGCUAUUGACUGAUAUUAAAAGCUUUUUUUGAAUAUACACCACAAAAAAGAUGCUUCUUUAGCGGCUUCCUGCCUACCCCACCUUUAACAAUAAAGACAAAAUUUUCCCUCAUUACUAUAUUUUUUUUCUUUUUAGUAUUUUUUCCACCACCGUAACAACCUGGAUGUAGGGGCCAUGAUAAAGGAGGCGUAUCAGCUCAUGAGCAGCACUCCAGCUGACAUCCACCCAAAGACUCUACUCUCUGACUUUACACCCCUAACCAAAGGGCAGUAUCCUGUGUUCAACCAUUACCCAGAAUUCAUUGUGGAAUACCAGAGCCGGGAGAGGGAGAAGAUCCGACUCCAGGAGCUGGAGUAUCUCCGCGAGAGGUGGGAUAAUGGUGUUUUAUAGAAAUUCAUACUACUUGAGCUCAGUUAAGUUUGUGUGUGAACAUGUGUUUUUGUCUCAUCAGGCAGGAAUUGUCAGCUUUGCGUGCAGAUUUUCUGCGCCGCCAGGCUGAAGAAGAAACCUACUACGCACAGCAGGUAGAUUUUUUUUAAAGUUUUUUAUUUAUUUAUUUUUUUUAAUUCUUGCAAAAUUACAAGAAAGAAGUGACUUGACACAAAUUGAUGAAAAAGGGAUACAGAAAAAAGAACAAAACCAAGCAAAAAAUAUAUAUAAAACAGUUAUACAUAGGUGAGGUAAAGUGGGUGUACCAAGGCUUAAAAGUCUGACAUCUAAAAACAUACAGAAAAUGAGAGAAUAUCAAGAAUCCCUCCAUAUAAAUAUAAAUAAUACAAAUUAAAAGUAGAGAUUAAACAGUAGCCUACUAAAUAAUGAUACUAACAGUGACUUGUUUUUAUCAUGAUUAAUUACAACUGUAAAAUAAAUAAUACAUUUGAUUAUUAAUGUUAAAUAGAUCAAUAAAAGCAGAUCCAAAAAAGAGGAAAACACAUCUUUGUAUGUAUUAUAAGCAGCAAAUGAUGUAAUGUGAUUAAACUGAACAAUUGAAAAACAAAACAAAGAUGUAUACACUAUAUGUAAGAGUUUUGAUUGUGUGAGAGGCUGAUUUUUUAAAGUUCUUCCUGAGCGUGGCUUUUAGUUGUGAUGUGUUUUGGGUCGGUAGCAUAGUCGAUCCUCAUGUAAAAACUAGAACAAGGCUUUAGUGACCUAAAUCAGUGUGUCUUUGAUUUGUACACAGGAGCUGCUGCAGAAAGCGGAGGAACAGCGCCGAAACAUCCUGGCACAAGAGGAGGAAAAGCUAACCCAGCAGAGGACAAAGUGGGUAAAAAUACACUCCUGACCUCUCAGGUUGAAAGACAGAGAAAUUGAAUGAUGUGAAAGCACAGUUUCCCUGUCUCUCUCCAUCCUUUGUAGGUUGGCAGCCAUGAAGAGAGAGCUGAGGGUGAAGGAGUUACAGCUGCUGGAUGCAACAAGGAGGCGUUUUCUCAAACACCAGCAGGACCUGAGAGCCUCACAGAUCCAGGGGUUGGAGCAGGAGAUCAGCAGAAAGGUAAAAAUGACAGCACAGAUAAGAUUUAGUCUAUUUGUCAGCGGCCCACAUCGGCCUGUGGACCAUAUAUCAGUUUUCUUUACUUGAUACUGCAUCCCCGGACACAGAGGAACCAUUUUCAGUGUUUUUCUUGACACUAAACUGAAUUACUUCAAUGACAACUUGUUGCACGUUGUCUUGUCUCUACUUUUUAAAAACAUUCACAAAUUUGUACCAAAAGCUGGCAUAUCUUGUCAUUUAUACAGCUAAGCAAUAACCUUUAACAUAAAGGCUUUCUGCUCUGCUCCAGAUGGAUCUGCGAGAGCAGGAAACAGCUGCUGCAGUUCAGGAUCUCGAAGUCAGACAGAUGGAGCUGGAAGCUCAGAGGAGGCAACUUGAACAGGUGACAAACAUUCAGCCUUCUUGAAACUACCUUUACCAUCUUAUCCCCUUUUUAACUCCAUUUACUCCCUGACGUGUUAUUAACCGAACAAGAAAUAUUAAUUUGAUGUAAGACAGUGAAUUGUUAUGGAACUGCUUGAUGAAGUUUGGGGCAUAACGUUAAAAAUCUUCCAUUUUCUUCAGCACCUGUUGAAGGAGCAGGAGCACACAGGACGAAGGGUGGAGGAGGAGGUGGAGAUGAGGAUGAGGAGGGCAGAAAGGGAGGGGGAAAGCUACACAGAGCUGCUGCACAGCACAGAGACAAACAUCCAGGUCAGUAGAGACCCGGUGGAGUCUGUGGAAGUGUAUAAUAUCAACACAUGUUGUCAUAGAUCUUGACACACUCAAACAUCGGUUUAAACAAUCAAAGCCACAAUCAUCCAGACUCGGAUUUGGGCAGAGACACCGUUUCCUCUUGUAUUUAUGAACCUUCUCUCUGUACACACAAACAGGCCCUGGAGGAGUCCCUAGCGGAGGCGUGCCAGCUGGGCUCGGACUUGGACUGGCAGAGAGAGGUGGCGGAGCGACUGCAGCAGGUGGAGGCUGAGCAGGAGAGGAAGAAGAAGAGACUGGCAGAGCUUCACAGACAAACCCUGGCAGAGGAGGAGAGACUGGCUGACACCAUGAGAGAUGUGGCGGGAAGGAAGGUGAGAGCUACAGGAGUAUUUUUGUAAACACAUUUAUUUACAUAAUUGAAUUAAUUCAUGAAAUAUGUCUCCAAUAAAAGCUGUAAAACAUGAACAAAGUAUUCAUUCCCUCUCUUACACUCCUGAAGACAAAUUCAGGAAUUAGGAAGAAUCAUGGAUUUCAUUAAACGCUAAGUGCUUGUUAAUUUUCAGUGGGAGGAUGUGAUGAGAAGCAGAGCUCAGCUACAGGAGCAGCAGCAGCAGCCCUCGUCUUCACCACACACAGGUACUCUUUAAUCUACUCCAGUCCACCAGCCAUGAACUCUAUAUUUUAUUCAAAAUUUUUUUUUUUUUAUUGUGAUCAACUUUUAUUUAAUUUCAGUGAGAAAAGUAGAGCGGUACAAGUCAGUGUUAUAGAAAUGAAUAAUAAGAUAUAUAUACACAUAUACCCAUACUCAUAAAUGUAUAUAGAUACAUAAAAAUAAAAUAAAUGAAAAAUAAAAAAAUAAAAUGAAAAAUAAGAUGAUAAAUGUAUAAAUAGAAAUAAGUAAAAUAAUAAUAAAAACAAAUAAAUAACAGGUUAAAUAAUAAUAAAUUACAUGUGCAUGUAGCAAGAUCAAAGAAAAAUAAGUAAAUAAAAAUUCAAACCCCCAGAUCCAGAUUGCAAGAACCUUAAUCACGCAUUACAGUUAAAGCACAUGGAGGACAGCUAAAAGCGAGUUACAAGCUUUUACUGCAUAUCCUUCGGCUCCCUGUACUCGAGCUGUUGACAGCUCUAAAUAGACACUGUUUUGGUGUGUUAAAAUCCAUGCUCGGAAGAAAAGUGUUUUUUGCAGCUGUGAUUCCCGCCACCAAUGCUCUCCUCUCGUCCAGUGUCAAACCCAGCCCUGACAAAUCAUUCAAAAAUUAGUGUGGUGGGCAAACAAAGCAACCUGAUCUUGCACAGCUUAGAUAGAUUCAAGGCAACCAUUUUCCAAAAUUCUGCCACUGGUGUACACUCCCAGAACAUGUGAAAAUAACUGCUGAUGGCGUUUGCAGAAAGUAACGUACAUGUAGGAUAAUUUAUAACUUUCAUCAAAUGAAGCUUCUUAGGAGUAAACUAUGCUCUGUGUAUAUAAUUAAAGUGUGUAUUUUAUUCAAGGUUAUAUAUUAUUUUACUUUGUACCAGAUGGACUGGAACAGCCAGGGCCUUAUAGACCCAGCACCACCUCUGCUGCCUGUGUAGGAACCAGCACUGCAGGUCUGUCAGUCAAACCAAACUCUACCUCCUCCAAACAGACCGGAACCAACAUGACGUGUCUGAACAGCCGUUCACCUGCAGAGAGCACUUCCACUGUUUGUAAGUCAAGCUAUAUGAGAUCUUAAGAGUUGAAAAAAAAAAGCCCAACUCCUCAUAUUGCCAAAAGUAAAACCAUCAUUUAUUUUGAGUUUUUCUUUAAAUAACUGACGGAUAAGAUUAAUCUGUGGUUGAUUACUGAUUUAAUGCACUUGUUUUCGAAGUUUCAUGUCUUAAGUCUAUUAUCAACUCUGUUAGCUGAUGGUACCAAAUAUUCUUUCUGUCAGUUUCUCUGGACCGCGGCCGCGCCCAGCUGGACAGCAGCGAGAGAGAACUGCUGAAGGAAAUCAGAGAACUGAGACAUAAACUUGCAGCCAGAGCCAGAGAGAGCAUCUCUGCCUCCUCACAGUCUGUCCACACUCUGUCCUCUGUCUCUCAGUGACCAUGGACGGCUCUGUGUCCCCACAGGGUCACACAAACAUAUUCUCAUCUCAUGCAAGCGGAGACAACAGAAACACUGACUCAGACUGUUUUUUAACGUGCUUGCAUCCCAUCUGUUUCUCCUGCUAUAUCAUCUACAUAUCACUUACACGACCAAAGAUGAAGAGUUUAACUUCUUAUGAACCACUGUCUCAUUAAACUGUCUCUUUCAGUCUGAAUGUUUAUGUUCUAGUAAAGAAUCAGAUUAAUCCUCUUGGUCUUGGCUGUGCUGCUGCGCCGUGUGAUGAGCACAUGACUCUUCAGCUUGUGUCAGUUCUUAGAAAUCCAAGGGUUCAAACGCUCCCCCUCUUAGCAGCAGUUUUGUUGACUAAAACUCACUUCUGUCUGUCGCCACUUACUCACUGAUGUUACAAUAGGCCCUAUUGUGAAUUGUGUUGUCUGCAGAAGGGAACCUGUUAGUUGCUAUGUAACACUCUGUUGUGAUACCACUAAAAGUGUCCUCAUACCACCUUUAAUUUAUUUUUUAUUUGUGCACUUUUUACUGUGUUUUUCAUUUGCAGCUAGCAAAUAAAUCUGAUUUUUAUGAUUUUGUUGAAUUGUGUCUGAUUUACACUACAGGCCAAAAGUUUGGAAGCAAGGCCAUUACAGGCCAAACAGUUGGGAGUAACGUCAAGUUUUUGUUCA